AUGACGCGGCCUCCUAACAAUGAUAAUCUUAUGACGUUUAAGCUGGUGGUGGUUGGAGAUGGAGGCGUCGGAAAGAGUGCUCUGACAAUACAGUUUUUCCAAAAACUUUUUGUCACUGACUACGACCCUACUAUCGAAGACAGUUACAUCCAACACACCGAAGUCGACAAACAAUGGUGCAUUUUGGAUGUACUAGAUACUGCCGGCCAAGAAGAAUUCAGUGCCAUGAGAGAGCAGUACAUGCGAAAAGGCGAUGGAUUUUUAUUAGUUUACUCUGUAACUGACAAACAAUCUUACGAAAACAUCGUUAACUUUUACACUCAGAUUCUGCGAGUCAAGGACAGAGAUGUGUAUCCUAUGCUGCUGGUCGCCAAUAAAGUUGAUCUUGUUCAUCUGAGAAAAGUUACUGAGGAACAAGGCCGAGAGCUAGCUCAUCGUCUAGGAAUUCCGUAUAUUGAAACAUCAGCGAAAGAUCCGCCGCUAAAUGUCGAUGCAGCUUUUCAUGAGGUCGUACGUAUUAUACGGAAUCAACCGCCCACGGACUUUGAUAAGAAACGACGGAAACGACGACGUUCCAGCAAGUGCAAUGUACUGUGA
This is a messenger RNA of Cotesia congregata, 597 nucleotides long. The record is from the annotation of a GenBank genome assembly. Lineage: Eukaryota; Metazoa; Arthropoda; Insecta; Hymenoptera; Braconidae.